Ictidomys tridecemlineatus (thirteen-lined ground squirrel) is the source of this 2064-nucleotide messenger RNA. RefSeq names its product lens epithelial protein (gene Lenep). The record is from RefSeq and is a predicted model, not a curated record. Gene Ontology annotation, biological process: multicellular organism development. Lineage: Eukaryota; Metazoa; Chordata; Mammalia; Rodentia; Sciuridae.
CCUUUUCCCAGGCCCAGAAUGUUCCUUUGCUAGGCCCUGGGGCCUUUGUGUCUAGUCAUGAGGCCUGAAGGGGGUGGGGACAGUUGAUAAAAGGCACCAAAGGCAGCUCCCACACCCUUCCUCAGCACCGCUGCCCACAUGCAGCCCAGGACACAGCCCCUAACCCAGGCCUUACCCUUCUCCCUUGGAGGGGUCCUGCGAGACGCUGGGCUCCGUGUGCCUGUCAUUAAGAUGGGCACAGGGUGGGAGGGCCUGCAGCGAACCCUGAAGGAAGUGGCCUACAUACUGCUCUGCUGCUGGUGUAUCAAGGAGCUGCUGGACUGAUGACGCCAGGGAGCGGCGUCCUCUACCGCUGACAGCAUGGCUGGCACCGCUCAGCCCCAUCAAGACUCCUGGGGCCGGCUGUGCCUGACCAAGGACAGGUGGGCCACAAACGACGACUGAAGAGUGAAGUGUGGAUCCUGCUUUGAGCUGUGCCAUCUGCCAGACUAGCCUCGUCUCUGGACCUCAGUCCCCAGCCUCUGCCUCUGUCGAACCUCUGGUGAGCGGGAGUCUGGCCUGCUGGCCGGCGCUCCAGUAAGACUACCGCAGGACCUGGCACACCUCUACGCCUGGCACAGUGAGCCCGCCAGCCCAGAUGGGUGAUCUCACCGUGCUCUUAGUACCAGGCAUGGGCUGUGCCCUAAGAUCUCUGAGAAUCGCUGAACUAUACGUAUAAUAAAAAGGCUUUGAGGCCAAAAGUUCCAAAUGUCUAAGGGGGAAGGAGACCAAAGUCAGCACUGAAGGAGUCUUCGAGCCAGAGUGCAGACCAAGGAGGGAAGGACGUUGUCCGGGACAGAAGUGACAUUGAAAUCCAGGUUUCCUGACUCACUCGUACCUGGGUGGGGAGAGUGGAGGGGAGAAAGGCCAGGAUCCUCCCACCUAUGUAUAGCAAGGGGUCCAGCUUGGUGUGUUCUGUGAGGCCAGGGUAUUAGAAGGGCCACCCGAGGGACUCAACCCUUCCCCAGAUAGAGGACCUGGUGUAGGAGCUCCCUGCCUCUGAGGAGCUUAGGGAAGCACCAGGCUAUUCCCAGUUUGUGGAGGAAGUGGGCCCCAUGAGCUACCAGGCUUAUCAGGGCACGACUCCUAUCAGGACACCAACCGUUUCAGUGAGUAGAAUUGACUCCUCGCUUCCCCUUGGAAGCCAAUAACAGGAUUUCCCAAAAGACUCCCAGCGGUAGGUACCUGUGCCCAUCAUCUUGCUCACGCUUACUCACACGCCCCCCCCACGGCCUCCCACAACCGCAAGGCCAGCAACAGGGCUUGUUCAGUGUCCCGCUGGGAUCGCCAUUCAGAGUUCCGGACCUCCGUGGGCCCAAGUGUUGCUCAUCCCCCUUUCUCAUCUGGGACACUGGCCUGAUCCGGUAUAUGGGGCCCUCUUGCUCCCUCUCUGGGAUGAGCUCUUCUUCACCCUUCUUAGUUAACUCCUUUCUCUCUGGGUUUUUUCCUUUUUGUAAAGGUAGUAUAUGCCUAAAGUAAGGAAUUCUCUUUUCUUUUUUGCAGUUCUAGGGAGUGAAGUGAACCCACAGGCGUUCUUUACUCCUAGUCUUUUUUUUUUUUUAGUUGUAGAUAGACACAAUACCUUUAUUUUAUUUAUUUACUUUUAUAGGAUGCUGAGGAUCGAACCCAGUGCCACACAGAUGUGAGCCAAGCGCUCUGUCACUUAGCUACAACCACAGCCUUCUCCCCAGUCAUUUUUAACUUUUGAGAUAGGGUCUUGCAAAGUUGCUGAGGAUGGCCUUGAACUUGCUCAGCUUCCUCGGAUCACUGGGAUUACAGGUCUGUCCCACCGCACCCCACUUAAAGAACUCUAGUAGUAAAAAUUAAGUCUCCUACACCUAUCCCCCAGCCUCCCUGCCUGCCUCCCUUGAAGAUAACCACAGUAGACAACUUCUUGAAGAACAUUCCAGAGAUAGUUAUGCAGGUCUGGAUCUUCAUUCAUUCAUUCAACAAAUAUAAUUGACUGUCUGCUGUAUGUAAGUCUGGGUGUUUUGGAUACAGCAAUAAACAAAGCAGAUCCCUGUA